GCGUUUCGAUUAACUGUUAGAAUUAAAUAAAAUUAAUAAAAUUAAAAUUAAUAUCCCACGUCACUGGUUUAAGUAAAAUUACUAUCUUCUCUCUCAGAGCUCAUCUCGUCGGAGAGAUUGUUCCGGUGAGAAAAUGUUUCUCCUCCGGCGUUAUACCGGCGGAAGCCUUUACUCGAUCUUCACUAUCAGAGCCUCUAUUGAAUCUAGUAUGCGCCAUUUCAACAGUCUUGAGCCUUUGCAAAGCUCUGAUUCGACUUCAACCAAAGGUGAUUACUUCGCAGCGAUCAACCACGUUGUCAACAUCGUCCGCCGCGAGAUUCAUCCGGAGAGAUCGUUGAACAGUCUCCGUCUCCCUGUAACAUCCGAGUUCGUUUUCAGAGUCCUCCGCGCCACCUCUCGUUCCGCCAACGAUUCUCUCCGGUUCUUCAAUUGGGCUCGAUCAAACCCUAGCUACACACCAACGUCUAUGGAAUACGAACAGCUUGCUAAAUCUUUAGCUUCACAUAAAAAAUAUGAAUCGAUGUGGAAAAUACUCAAACAAAUGAAGGACCUGUCUCUCGACAUCUCCGGUGAGACUCUCUGCUUCAUCAUUGAGCAGUACGGUAAGAACGGCCAUGUAGAUCAAGCUGUGGAGCUCUUCAAUGGUGUCCCGAAGACACUCGGAUGUCAACAAACCGUUGAUGUUUACAAUUCGUUGCUCCAUGCGCUUUGUGAUGUGAAGAUGUUCCAUGGCGCUUAUGCUUUGAUCCGGCGAAUGAUAAGGAAAGGUCUCAAGCCAGAUAAGCGAACAUAUGCUAUCUUGGUCAACGGAUGGUGUUCCGCGGGGAAAAUGAAGGAGGCUCAAGAGUUUCUUGAUGAGAUGAGUAGGAAAGGGUUUAAUCCACCGGCUCGUGGGCGUGAUUUGCUUAUUGAAGGAUUGUUAAAUGCUGGUUACUUGGAAUCUGCUAAAGAGAUGGUGAGUAAGAUGACUAAAGGAGGAUUUGUUCCUGAUAUUCAAACUUUUAAUACUCUGAUUGAAGCUAUAUCUAAAUCAGGGGAAGUUGAAUUUUGCAUUGAGAUGUAUUAUACAGCUUGCAAGUUAGGUCUCUGUGUAGAUAUCGAUACUUACAAGACACUUAUACCUGCUGUUUCAAAGAUUGGAAAGAUUGAUGAGGCGUUUCGGUUGUUGAACAAUUGUGUGGAAGAUGGGCAUAAGCCAUUUCCGAGUUUGUAUGCUCCGAUAGUUAAGGGAAUGUGUAGGAAUGGGAUGUUUGAUGAUGCCUUUAGCUUUUUCAGUGACAUGAAGGUGAAGGCUCAUCCGCCUAACAGGCCGGUUUACACUAUGCUGAUUACAAUGUGUGGUCGUGGUGGGAAGUUUGUGGAUGCAGCUAAUUACUUGGUUGAGAUGACAGAGAUGGGUUUGGUUCCGAUAUCACGGUGCUUUGAUAUGGUUACUGAUGGGUUGAAGAAUAGCGGGAAGCAUGAUUUGGCUAUGCGAAUAGAGCAGUUGGAAGUUCAGCUUAGAGGAGUUUGAUUUUGCAAAACUUAGAAAGGCUUUUAAUGUCUUUCCUUAGUCCUUAGCUCAGAUACUUAAGAGCUGGGUUUCUAUAGCAAAUUCAGCUGCUUUUCCAUUGAUCUACCCUAGUUCAGUUCAGUGAUGACAGCUGAAUUGUAUCUUGUAGUCAAAGCUUGUAUAACUGUUGGUUAGGUUAUACUUGGAUUCGAAUUUAGUUUGUCUCCGGAUUAUUGUAGUUUCAAUCCAGGGAAAGAAGCGAGAAAGUAAUUACGUUUUGUUGUAAUGUUGUUUUAGAUCUAUCUGUCAGAUCAUUACCACAUAUUGUUCUCUUUGGAAACAAUGAAACACUCAGAUAACACAAGCUCUGGUGUUAAUAAUAUAUUGAUUCGGCUGUUCCACAGAUUUUACACA
Molecule: messenger RNA, 1906 nt
Organism: Capsella rubella
Lineage: Eukaryota; Viridiplantae; Streptophyta; Magnoliopsida; Brassicales; Brassicaceae
Product: pentatricopeptide repeat-containing protein At5g18390, mitochondrial
Exons: 1
Coding region: 134-1513 (459 amino acids)
Biological process (GO): RNA splicing
Molecular function (GO): protein binding
Source: RefSeq, a predicted model, not a curated record